Messenger RNA from Striga hermonthica, 1995 nucleotides. NCBI's taxonomy places the organism in Eukaryota, Viridiplantae, Streptophyta, Magnoliopsida, Lamiales, Orobanchaceae. The record is from the annotation of a GenBank genome assembly.
AUGGUUGGAGAAAGAGACGCCGAAACAGAGAACUCAGAGAUAAUGGCGGAUCAAAUAUUAGCUUCUCUCAGGUCUCUAAUGGCCUCUCACUCGCCCCCACUCGAUGCUUUGGUCGUUCCUUCUGAAGACUAUCAUCAGAGCGAGUACGUUUCCGCGAGGGAUAAACGGCGCGAAUUUGUAUCUGGAUUCACCGGAAGUGCUGGCUUGGCUCUUGUACUGGCAAAUGAGGCAUUACUAUGGACAGAUGGGCGGUACUUUUUGCAGGCCGAAAAACAGCUUAGCAACGAGUGGAAGCUCAUGCGUAUGGGGGAAGACCCAGCAGUCGACAUCUGGAUGGCUGAUAAUCUGCCAAAUGAUGCAGCCAUUGGUAUUGACCCUUGGUGUGUGUCUGUCGAUACUGCUAAAAAAUGGGAGCAUGGUUUUGCAAAGAAACAGCAAAAACUGAUUAAAACAACUACAAACUUAGUAGAUGAAGUCUGGUCAAAUAGACCACCACCUGAGGCAAAUCCUGUUGUGCUACAUCCAUUGGAAUUUUCUGGUCGUUCCGUUGAAGAUAAGUUAAAGGCUUUAAGGGAAGAGCUUACACGGGCAAAAGCUCGUGCAAUUAUACUUAGUGCAUUAGAUGAGGUUGCGUGGCUUUAUAAUAUCCGUGGGGAUGAUGUUUCAUAUAGCCCUGUCGUUCAUGCAUUUGCUAUCGUAACAUCAGUUGCAGCUUUCUUGUACGUGGACAAGAGAAAGGUGUCUUCUGAGGUGAGCUCUUAUAUGGAGAAAAAUGGUAUAGAAGUGAGGGAUUAUGGUGAUGUGAGCUCAGAUGCAGCCUUGCUUGCAUCUGACAAGCUUAUCUCGACCAGUUUAGCUAAAGAAGCUGGGGUUGAUAUUCCAUUGAACACUACAACAGGGAAUGAUGACUCUGCAGAAGAUAAGAAAAAUGACCUUGUAUGGGUUGAUCCCGGAUCAUGCUGUUUUGCUUUGUACACAAUACUGAAUCCGGAUAAAGUUUUUCUUCAAUCGUCGCCGUUGGCUCUCGCAAAAGCCCUAAAGAAUCCCGUUGAGAUUCAAGGACUGAAGAAUGCACACAUUCGGGAUGGGGCUGCUGUUGUGCAAUAUCUUGUUUGGCUGGACAAGCAGAUGCAGGAUAUUUAUGGGGCUUCUGGUUAUUUCUUGGAAAGCGAGGUCCAAAACAAAGAUAACCUGAUAACCACAAAACUUACAGAAGUGUCGGUAAGUGAUAAGCUAGAGAGUUUCCGUGCGUCUAAAGAGCAUUUUAGGGGGUUGAGUUUUCCGACCAUCUCGUCAGUAGGUCCAAAUGGGGCAAUCAUACAUUAUGGUCCUGAGGCAGAAACAUGUGCUGAACUUGACCCAAAUAGUAUCUAUUUAUUUGAUUCAGGAGCUCAGUAUCUUGAUGGAACAACCGACAUUACACGGACUGUUCAUUUUGGAAAACCCACGUCACAUGAGAAAGCAUGUUAUACUGCGGUUCUGAAAGGUCACAUUGGCUUGGGUAAUGCACGAUUUCCCACUGGAACCACUGGUCAUAUCCUAGAUGUUCUUGCACGGCUUCCUUUGUGGAAAAAUGGUCUUGAUUACAGGCAUGGGACUGGCCAUGGAAUAGGGUCUUUCCUGAAUGUUCAUGAAGGUCCUCAUCAAAUCAGUUUCAGGCCAGCUGCUCGGAAUGUGCCACUACAACCCUCAAUGACUGUUACAGAUGAACCCGGUUAUUAUGAAGAUGGGAACUUUGGCAUAAGAUUGGAGAAUGUGCUUGUUGUAAAAGAAGCUGAUACAAAAUUCAAUUUUGGCGGCAAGGGCUACCUGUGUUUCGAGCAUAUAACAUGGGCGCCAUAUCAAAAGAAGUUGGUGGAUGUUAGCCAGCUCGUGUCUGAAGAAAUCGAAUGGUUGAACAAUUACCACUCCAAAUGCAGGGAAGUCCUGGCCCCAUAUUUGAAUACCUCAGAGAUGGAGUGGCUGAAGAAAGCUACUGAACCUAUUGCUUCUUGA